Messenger RNA from Aphanomyces invadans, 652 nucleotides. RefSeq lists its product as hypothetical. Lineage: Eukaryota; Oomycota; Saprolegniomycetes; Saprolegniales; Verrucalvaceae. Gene Ontology annotation, molecular function: heme binding; oxidoreductase activity, acting on paired donors, with incorporation or reduction of molecular oxygen; steroid hydroxylase activity. The record is from RefSeq and is a predicted model, not a curated record. The annotation marks the transcript as partial. The transcript is spliced from 3 exons.
GAUGACGUCCAACAUGAUCCGAACACUCUUUUGGUUGCUGUGCCACCUCCAGGACAACCCCAACGCAUGGAACGCCGUCGAGGACGAAGUCCGUGCGUGCGCCCAAAAGGCUGCCACCCCGCUCUCCGAGGCCGUGCAAGGGUGCCCUCUCCUCGACUCGGCCGUCAAGGAAACGCUGCGCCUGAGAUUUUCGGGCAGCGUGCUUCGCGUCGCGGUGGCCCAUGCAACGGUGGACUUGCCAAACGGCACCCAGCUCGCGAUGCAACCAGGGGAUGAAAUCAUGUUGUGGGGGGGACUGGGCUACCACGAUCCUACCCGGUUUCCCCAUCCCCAUGCGUUCAAAUUCGAUCGAUUCGCGCGGCAUCCUGAACUUGCUAAGGACUUCCGCCCCUUCGGGCUUGGCAAGUUCAACUGCCCUGGCCAAUAUUUCGCCGUCGAAUUUGUUAAAGUUGCCAUGGCGACUUUGAUUCUUGACACCGAGAUCACGCAUUUUGAAGGCCAGGCGAUGCCGAAUUAUGCAACAGCGGGCGUGUUUGCGCCAACAGACACGCAAGCCGUCCGCAUGUGCAUUCGACCAAGACCUGGCGCAGCAGCUCCACAGCCGCACGACGCCAAAAUUCAUGUGCCCAUCUCGUGUGCGUAAAACUGUCGC